AUCCAGAGGAAGAUUGCUGACUUGGACUGAUAUUAUCAGUCUCUGGCCUCAUGAAUGGAAUCACCAUUUACAGCACCACACACACAUCCAUAGAUGCUGUGUGUAACCCUGGCUUCAAAUACAAAAGCUGAAAUUCUUUGUAUUUUAUUAUAUUUUUUUGUUUUAUUGGAUAACGAGAUCAAACUGGUUCAGAGACAUGAACCAAAUAGGUUUUUAUGAUUUCAAUUAAAACAAAACUAUUUCAAAAGGUCACCAACUAAAGAAAAGCAAAGCCUUCCCUUUUGCUCCCUCUCCCUCUCCCUCUUUCUCUCUGCUUUCUGUUCCCCACCACCACCGAUACCACCACCACCACCACCACACACAAUAUGUCUUCUGCUCCAAACCACCUUAUAAAAUAUUCUACUGAAAACUCUUUACCCAUAGAAUAUACCAGAAAACUUCAGUAUGCUGUUAACCAAGGGCCGUUGCCGUCGGCCAUUUCAGCAUUGUCACAGGCCAACAAUGUAUCAACACCACCAAUUGCAGCGACAUCAGCAAUAGCAGCAGUUGUGUCAACUGCAGCAGUAGCAUCACCACCACCACCACCACCACAACCACCAGCUACAACAGUAGCAACAACUAGCACUUCAAUUAUUCCUCGUAUAUCCACCCUGAAUGAUAAACCUUUCUAUGGGGGCAUUUAUAACAACCAGUUGUCCAGUUAUUACUUGCAGCCUCAUGGAAUGCUGUCUAAUGUCGCCCCAACACAGAAGCUUGUCCCAAACUGUUAUCUCCAGCAGGGCCACGACAAACAGUUGAGCACCAAUGACAAAGUCCCCCAUCAAGGUGUCAACAGUCUCCCUAAAUAUCAAUCAAUGCCAGUCAUUCAGAAAGCUGAUACACCAGUCAAGUCAUUUCAUUGUGCCAGUUGUGAAAAGAGCUUUGCCAGGAGAAGUGCACUGCAGUUGCAUCAAAGACUGCACACAGGCGAGAAGCUGUUCCAUUGUACGUUUUGUGCCAAAAAGUUUGUUCACCGAGACAAGUUACAAAUCCAUGAAAGAAUUCACACAGGAGAGAAACCAUUUCAUUGUGAGUUCUGCACUAAACAGUUUUCUAGGAAGGACAAGUUAAAAAUUCACUUGAGCUCACACACAGGUGAGAGGCCUUACCAUUGCAACUACUGCCCCAAACAGUUUGUCCUGAAAGACAAACUACAGAUCCACGAACGGACUCAUACUGGAGAGAAACCGUUUAUGUGUGAAAUCUGUUUGAAGAAGUUUGCACGAAGUGAUCGUUUGAAGAUACAUCGAAGGACCCACACAGGUGAGAAGCCCUACCACUGUGACCUCUGUCCCAAACAGUUUGUCCAGAGAUGUUAUUUAAAGAUUCAUCGUAGAAUUCACACUGGGGAGAAGCCAUUCCAGUGUGAUGUAUGCCAGAAGGACUUUGCACGCAAGGAUAAGUUACAGAUUCACAUGAGGACGCACACAGGCGAAAAACCUUUCGAUUGCGACAUGUGCUCUGAGCAGUUCACGCGUAAAGUGCAGCUGCAAGCACAUAAGAAACACGUGCAUGCAGUUAUGAGCAAAUUGUUUUGCUGCGAGGUGUGUAUGUUGCAAUUUAGUGAACGGGAUGAAUUACAGAUCCACCAGACGACACAUGCUGGCCUCAUGUCGUUCCAGUGCGACGUGUGCAACAAGGAAUGCACAACAAUGAGUAGUUUGGAGAGCCAUAAAAGAACACAUGAGGUAUUUAUGAAACCCACACUGUGCAAAAAUGUCAAGGAAUACAGCCCAGGGAAUCUUCUGUGGGGCCCAGUCCAUCCUCAAACAUAACUCCAUUCAUGUACAACUGCAAUAUGGCCCCAGUAUAAUUCUCUAUCUCUUUCUUUCUCCUGUCUCCUCUAACACAACAUGUUUGUGUACAUAUAUAUCAACAUACAUGUACAUAUGUUUUCUCACCUCAUUAUAUAUCUAUAUACAUGUGCACAUAAACACGCUGAAAAUAUUUACAUAUGUAUUCACACAAUUA
Molecule: messenger RNA, 2010 nt
Organism: Octopus bimaculoides (California two-spot octopus)
Lineage: Eukaryota; Metazoa; Mollusca; Cephalopoda; Octopoda; Octopodidae
Biological process (GO): regulation of gene expression
Cellular component (GO): nucleus
Source: RefSeq, a predicted model, not a curated record